GACGGCGCGAGGAAGAAGCAGCCCUCGCCGGCGGCUGACCGCAGCUCCCCUCUCCCUGUAAUCCUCACCGCCAUCCAUCCCCGGCCCUAGCCUCCUCUGUCAUCCGGCCUUCUCCUGCCUGGUCGCGUGCCUGGGCAGCCCGGCGCCCGGCGCCCGUCGACCGCAGCUCCCCUCUCCCUCUAAUCCUCUCCGCCAUCCAUCCCCGGCCCUAGCCUCCUCUGUCGCCCGGCCUUCUCCUGCCUGGUCGCGUGCCUGGGCAGCUCGGCGCCCGGCGCCCGUCAAUCCUCUCCGAGGGCGGCGCCUGGCUGGGCUCCGGCGCCAUCCGGCCCGCAGCCGCAGCUCGCCUCGUCCUGCGUCCCUGCUCUGCCUCGCCCUCCUGUCCUGCUCGCCUGCCCCGGGACUCCCGCGUGCCUCCAUUGGCACGGGUUGCAGGUGCCCCAACCUGCUCGGCCGCCCCUCUCUCGGCAGUGCCCGGCUCCUCUGCCUGCAGCAACUUGCUGCCAGUCACUACAUCACAACAGCAGAAGAAACGAUUCCAUGGGCGAUUACAAGGUAGAAAUAGAUGUUCAGUCUUACUUGACGAUUGUAGACGGCAAACGAGUGUACAAAAGGGGCUAUAUUGUUGUUGGAUGAUGCAAACCGAGCAGCAGCGGCACAACAGUAACCACCGGAUUGCCAGCAUCAUCCAUCGCACAGCCAAGAACCACCCAGCCAGAGGUCCUGCAGUAGCUAUUUCUGUGUAGCUCCGCUAGUGCUCUCAUGGCGAGCAAGCCAAGCAGCGCCAUGGCGGCGGCCUCUUUGGAGGGUGGCGGCGGAGUAACGCGCUUGGAAGCCCUGGUCAUGGACAAGGUGGCAGAGGCCGCCGACGCAGUCGCCACAGCGUCGAGCGCCGGUGAGGUGGUCCGCGCGAUCCAUGCCGUUGCUGUCCUACUCUUCCCCGUGGACUCGGCCACCGUCGCUGGCACCUUGGACGAGCCUAUCAAAAGCCAGGAAGCUACUGCAAGUCAAAACACAAACUGGAGUAAUGGCAACUCCUGUUUCUGCACAGUCCAGAUUAUCAGUGUUCUGAGCCUCAGCCAUGAUGAAAGGGAGUCUUGGCGGCGUGCUUUUUAUCAUGGUCCAGCAUUUCCUACCAUGUCUAAGAUAUUACUUGGCAAUAUUGCUCUGAAGUGGCUACGGCAGAUUCACAACACUGUGAGGAAGGAAGUCUAUGAUUCCUUUUUUGUCAGAGGACCUCCUACUGAAGUGAUUCAGGCUCUUGUUCCAGCUUUAUCUCAAAAUGAAAACUCUAAGGAGGAUCAUAACAUUUUUUGUUUGAACAUUGAAAGGCUAUUAAUAUUGUGCUUGCUUGAGAAUAAGGGGGUGGGCCAGAUUGUUGCAGAGUUUAUGUUUUUCAAUAAGCAUAAUGAUGGUGUUCUCAACCCAGAUAGAACAACUUUCAUCUCAAGGGUUGCACAACUACUUGCAUCUGUUCCAGAUAAAGCAAGAAUGGCAGCCUCAUCUGCGCUUACAUCGUCGUUAUUCUUCAAGAGUGUUGUCAGCCAACUUCUUGUUCGAGCGGAAGAAGCAGCUAUUGAGUUGUCUGCUAACAAAGAUACUAAUGAACAGGAUACGCUAAGUUCUGUGUUGCUCUUUGUGGGUGAAGUGUUAUCCCGUGUUAGCCGCCGUGGAUCUACUGGCAUUUUAGUUGCUGAAUUGAUCCCUAUGAUCCGUAAUCACUUACAAAGAUGUGUAGCACCAGACCGUAAGACGAUAAUUCCUGACAUGAUCAAGCAUGUUCCUCAGUCUCGGUUUUGGUUCAAUGUGGUUGAAGCAUUGAGAGAUCAGCAUUCUAUUGAAAGAUUGACUGAAGAGAUGUUGCGCCAACUUGCAUCACACCAUUUAAAUGAUGAAGAAGCGUACUGGAUUUUAUGGACUCUGUUUAAUCAGAGUAUCAUGCAUAUUGCUGUUAUAAGGGCAAUGUUUAUUGACAAAUUUUUGCUUUGGAAAACAUUUCCACUAUGCUGCCUGAGAUGGAUUCUUCAUUAUGCUGUCUUUGAAUUCUCACCAAAUUCAGUCGCAGAAGCUCAAAUGCGAAGGACAUCAAACUUCCUGGUUACAUUGAAAAGUUUACUUACUGUUUGGUCCAAGAAAGAGUUUGUUCAGUUAUAUUCAGUGGAGCAACAAGCUUAUAUCACUGCAGCAAUAGGGUUAUGUUUGGAGAACAUGUCAAAAGAAGAAUUAGAAAUGAACAAAGAUGUAUUAAAUUGUAUUCUUCAAGGAGUAAACUGUAGGUUAGAGAGCCCAAUUGACUUAGUCCGGAAGAUGGCAAGUGCUGUUGCAUUGACAUUUUCUAAAGUUGUUGAUCCAAAAAAUCCUCUUUACCUUGAUGAUGACUGUUCUGAGAGUGUUGAUUGGGAGUUCGGGGUUCUCUCUCCAAAGGAGAUCACAGCUCCUUCCCAUGGUGUAGAAUUUGGAAUCAAAUCAAAAUCACGUCCGCGUAAUAACAGGAAAUAUGCUGGUGACAAAAAGGGAAAGGCUAUCAAGCAUGAUAUUUCAGACAACAGAGUAAAAAUCGUAGAGAUCAAGUCAAAACUAGAUUCUGAUGAAAUGUCUGCCGCUGCUAUAAAUUUUGAGGAACAUUGUGACAAGGAAAGCAUUAGCAUUGAUGGUUCCAGUGAUUCAUCCCUGGAGCCGUAUGAUUUGUCAGAUGAUGACACUGAUUUGCAGAAGAAUUUCACACAUCUAAGUGAUCUUGCAGCUGCACUGCGAAAACCUGACGAUCUAGAUGGUGUUCAAAGCGCUCUUACUUCUGCCGAAAAGCUUGUGAGAGCAUCACCUGAUGAGCUGCGCCACUGCUCGGGUGAUCUUGUUCAAGCACUGGUACAUGUUCGUUGUUCUGAUGUCGUGAUGGAAGGCGAGGAAGAUUCUGCUGAAGAAAAGCGAGAAAAGGCAUUAGUCGCUUUGCUGGUAACCAGCCCAUUUGAAUCAUUAGAUGUUCUUACAAAAUUGCUAUAUUCAUCGAGUGUGGAUAUAAGUCAGCGUAUUUUAGUUAUUGAUGUUAUGACUGAGGCAGCACAGGAGCUUGCUGAAACUAAAAUUGUAAAGAGUGAACAGCGGCAUGGGAACUUGAUAUCUGAUACUUCUCCGUCUUGGCUGGUUCCUAGGGACAGCGGACCUGUUGGGGCAAGCCCUUGGAGAGAGGUAUCAGAAACAGGAUCACUUUUGAAAAAUUGGUCACACCGGUAUGAAAGAGAAGUUCCAUCUAGACCAGGCCAGGUUAAAUCAGGAAAAUCUCGCAAAUGGGGUCUUGGGAAAGCAAAAGAUUUGCAAGUGGAGCGGUCAAAAAACAGAUUUCCUUUGUAUGCUGCUGCAUUUAUGCUCCCGGUUAUGGAAGGAUAUGACAAGAGAAGACAUGGGGUGGACUUGCUCAAUCGAGAUUUUGUUGUCCUAGGUAAAUUGAUAUACAUGCUUGGUGUCUGUAUGAAGUGCAUGGCGAUGCAUCCGGAAGCAUCAGCCAUUGCUCCAGCUCUUCUGGAUAUGAUAAGAGCCAGGGAGGUCUCGCAACAUGCUGAAGCAUAUGUGAGAAGGUCUGUGUUGUUUGCAGCUUCUUGUGUAUUGAUAGCCUUGCACCCGUCAUAUGUUGCAUCAGUUCUUAUCGAAGGCAACCAGGACAUUUCUACUGGUUUAGAAUGGAUUCGUACAUCGGCCUUGCGUAUUGCUGAAGCAGAUCCUGAUACAGAGUGCACAUCAAUGGCCAUGAACUGCCUGCGGCUCCACUCGGAGAUGGUCCUCCAGACAUCCCGUGCCUUGGAAUCUGCGGAACAUUCCAAGGCCGGCAGCAGGACACUACCUUCUAAACUCGAUAACAUUAUAAUACCAUUUGCAAACAUGAUGUAAUCUGAUGUUAUCUUGAAGUUGUAAAGGUUAUUUUCCAUUU
Hordeum vulgare subsp. vulgare (domesticated barley) is the source of this 3919-nucleotide messenger RNA. Its product is annotated as telomere length regulation protein TEL2 homolog. Bases 760 to 3879 code for a protein of 1039 amino acids. Lineage: Eukaryota; Viridiplantae; Streptophyta; Magnoliopsida; Poales; Poaceae. Gene Ontology annotation, cellular component: cytosol. Gene Ontology annotation, biological process: telomere maintenance via telomerase; protein stabilization. The transcript has 17 exons. Gene Ontology annotation, molecular function: telomeric repeat DNA binding; Hsp90 protein binding. The record is from RefSeq and is a predicted model, not a curated record.